Exaiptasia diaphana is the source of this 2117-nucleotide messenger RNA. RefSeq names its product MAGUK p55 subfamily member 7. The transcript has 17 exons. Gene Ontology annotation, cellular component: cell-cell junction; plasma membrane. The coding region runs from base 365 to 2092 and encodes 575 amino acids. The record is from RefSeq and is a predicted model, not a curated record. Gene Ontology annotation, molecular function: protein binding. NCBI's taxonomy places the organism in Eukaryota, Metazoa, Cnidaria, Anthozoa, Actiniaria, Aiptasiidae.
AUGUGCGCGCUUUCUAAAUUGUUAUGACUCUCGCGAAGAAUGGUAAUGUUUUUGAAGAGGAAAACACCCAUUUGAUGUGACAACCUAUACAACCAAAACCCGUCUCGGUAGAUAGCGAUUGCCGCUUUCCAGUUUGAUGUCUCAGUGUUGAUCAACAGAGGAACAAAAGUGGAAUUACCAUCUAAGGGUUUUUCGAGCAAACAUAUCUCGAUUUAUCUGAAAUCUUGAUAAAACUUGACRAAAAGGCGCGAAAUGGAGAUAAUUUUAAUUUUCGUCCGAAGAUUUGUGAAUUGAUAGGCUGCAUGCAUGAAAGCAAGUGGCGGGAAAAUAUGAUGUGAAUUAAUGGUGUUUAUGGAUAAGGCGCAUGGCAACCUUCGGUAAACACAGCCAGGUCGACCAAGCAUUCCAACGACUKCUGUCAUGUUUAGAGGAGAUUCGAAACCAGCUCGACAACAAACAAGAUGACUUCAUGUUUUUGAACAAUUAUUUCAGCAGUCAAGAGUUUCAAACACUUUUUAAGGUUCAUAAUGUAGUCACCUUUACUGAGUCACAGCGGAAAGAACCAGUCAACAACAGUGCAUUGGAUCUUUUGCAAGAGAUUUGCGAUGAUCUUAAUGAAACAAUCGACGGUGAAGAUGCACAUGAGCUCAAAGGUCUACUCAUGCUUCCUCAUUUGCAAGCUUUGCUACUGGCCCAUGAUCGAAUCGCUGCCAAUGAUSUUCCAACCACUGAGCAAAGCGAAACUCUUUACACCUCUCCAAAGAUACCAAACCAGACAUACGGCACAGGAGUACCUGUUAAAUACAUCACACUCAUAAAGAGUGGCAACGAUCCUUUAGGCGCCACAGUUGUUCAAGACCCAGACACUGGCGACAUUAUGGUCGCAAGAAUAUUACAUGGAGGUGUAGUCGACAGAAGUGGAACUCUUCAAGUAGGUGACGUCAUUCAAGAGAUCAACGGCACAAACGUCCAUGGGAAAACAACUGAUGAAGUCGUUGAGAUUAUGGAGAAACUGCUAGGAUCAGUGAUGUUUAAAGUAAUUCCGGGUACUCAAGAUAAGAAACUACAAAAUGAAAGCAAUAAAUUUCGUCUGCGAGCCYUGUUCAAUUACGAUCCCAGCGAGGAUGAGUUGAUACCAUGUAAAGAAGCAGGAAAGCCGUUCAAACAAGGUGACAUUUUACACGUGGUGUCACGAGACGAUCCUAAUUGGUGGCAGGCAAAAGAAGAAGGUUUCGCUGGUGCUCCUAUAGGUCUUAUUCCCAGUAAACAAUUCCAGGAAAAGCGUUUUAUAUUCGAUAAGAUACUGCGUGCUGAAAAACAGAAUCAAAACAGAAAGGACGGCAUCAGAUCAAUAUUACAAUUCAAGAAACGAAGAAAAAGUGCUUCACUCAGAGAUAAACGUGAAUUAGAAAAAGAACAAGAUAAUGUUUUAACAUACGAAGAGGUUGCCCUUUACACUCCUAACAACAACAARCAAAGGCCAAUUCUACUCAUAGGUCCCCACGGUGUAGGGAGAAACGAGCUUAAGAAAAGACUACUCGCUAGUGACAAUGAACGCUUUGCAACUGCRGUCCCGCAUACUUCAAGACGAAUUCGUCCCUAUGAGACMGAUGGGAAAGAAUACAACUUUGUGUCAAGAACAACAAUGGAAAACUACGACCAAAAUAACAAAUUUAUAGAAUACGGGGAGUACAGAAAAUGCUUGUAUGGUACAUCUAUAGAUUCUAUUAAGCGAGUGCUCAAGACAGGGAAGAUUUGUAUUAUCAAAAUACAGCCCCAGGCAAUAAAAAUAUUACGACAAAAGGAAUACAARCCGUACAUAGUGUACAUUAAACCACCAACUCUUGAGAAACUCAAGGCCACGAGAAUAACCGUGAAAUCAAAGGCUGACAAGAAACAAGGACAGAGAAUAUUUAAGGAAGAUGACUUACAAGAAAUGAUCAAAGCUGGCGAAAUAAUAGAAAAAGAGUAUGGACACUAUUUUGAUGAAAUCAUUGUUAACGAUGACCUCCAAGUUGCUUAUUUUGAACUAAACAAUGCCAUAGAACGAGUUACUAGUGAAGCAUUAUGGGUACCAGCCGAAUGGAUAUGAGUASCACAGGAAGCCCAAAGUCCUA